GUAAACCAGGCGUACGACCAUGAUUACCCUGUGGGUAUUGUUCUUCGGACUCUUCUCUUUCGUGCAGUCAUAUUGCCCGGGUAAAUAGCAGACUUUUUAAGUCCUUCACCCGGUAGGACGGUUAAUUUCCAACAGGCUUGGAGCCGUAUCGUCGAAUCAGGCUCUCCAUGGUAAAAUACCCCCACCAUGUUCAGAGCUCUGACUUUCCUGAACCUCCAGCAAUUCGACCCCAGCUUGCCCCUGCGCCUUUCCAGUUGGCCAUUGUCGGGAGUAUGAGGUCCCAUGACUCUCCGUUCCAGAACAUUUCCGAGUGAAUGGAUCCAGAUACGUACCGAGUCUUUUGGAGUCUCGACACAGCGUAGGAAAGGGACAGACGACCCCACGUCAUAGUAUAAAUUCCGAGACACGUCUUUCGUCCCUCCACCAUUUUCGUAUCAACCUUUUGCUCCCCAUUCUGUCUCACGAUGAGCUCGCGGACUGCAACAGCCCAGAACCCCUCGUUCAUUCUCGAAGGAAUUCACCAGGUGAAGUUCGAGGACCGCCCUGUCCCAGAGCUCAAAAGCCCCUACGAUGUCAUCGUGAACGUUAAGUUCACGGGGAUUUGCGGCAGCGAUGUUCAUUAUUGGGACCAUGGCGCGAUCGGACAAUUUGUGGUGAAGGAGCCCAUGGUUUUAGGCCACGAAUCCUCAGGAGUCAUCAGCAAAGUCGGCUCAGCGGUCACCGGCCUGAAGGUUGGCGAUCGCGUCGCAAUGGAGCCUGGUAUACCCUGCCGCCGAUGCGAGCCUUGCAAAGCAGGCAAGUAUAACCUUUGCGAAAAAAUGGCUUUCGCUGCCACCCCGCCCUAUGACGGUACUCUAGCCAAGUACUAUAUUUUGCCUGAAGACUUUUGCUAUAAAUUACCUCGGUCGAUCAGCCUCCCCGAGGGUGCACUAAUGGAGCCACUUGGCGUUGCCGUACACAUCGUGAGACAAGCCGGCAUCACCCCAGGUCAAACCGUUGUUGUCUUCGGGGCUGGUCCAGUUGGCCUCCUGUGCUGUGCCGUGGCCAAAGCUUUCGGUGCAGCCAAGAUUGUUGCUGUAGACAUCCAGAAGCCAAGAUUGGAGUUCGCGAAGCAAUUCGCUGCAACAACUAUAUUUGAGCCUUCUAGGGUUUCCGCGGCGGAAAACGCAGCCCGCAUGAUCGAGGAAAAUGAUCUUGGCCGUGGUGCAGAUGUUGCGAUCGAUGCCUCCGGUGUUGAGCCAUCUGUCCACACGGGUAUCCAUGCCCUUCGCCCUGGUGGUACUUAUGUGCAAGGAGGUAUGGGUAGAAGCGAGAUGAAUUUCCCCAUCAUGGCAGCUUGCACAAAAGAACUGAACCUAAAGGGGAGUUUCCGCUACGGCAGCGGCGACUAUAAGCUUGCGGUUCAACUUGUGGCUUCUGGUCGGAUUGACGUGAAGAGAUUGAUCUCUGGGACCGUAAAGUUCGAAGACGCUGAACAGGCGUUCAAGGACGUCAAGGCCGGAAAGGGCAUCAAAACACUCAUUUCUGGCCCUGAAACAAACAUCUAGACAAAUUACUGGGUAUUGAAAGUUUACUUUUGGGGGUGGGGUAUAGGAUUGUCAAGAAAGCGCGAUGGGUGACAUGUUAUGGAAGUGUUUACUGGUUAUAUAGUCAGUAUAUCACGAUUAUUCAAGGGCAAAUGGAACCCAGAGAUAAUUUAUUAUUGUGAUACACCUGAAAAAAAAGCCCACCAUCUGUCAGGUUAAGCAAAAAAAUAUUUUUUUCUUUUCUAUUCUGAAAAAAGAAGUGAAAAGGCCAAUAUGAAUUGCAUGAUGCUACUGUACAUAUAAAAAAGGAGAUUGCAUACAGAUACAGAGCUUCCCUCCACAGCUUAGAGGCUUCAAGAGUCCUUGAAUGUUGCCUCAUAUCUAGGGAACUAGUUAGCAUUCGGCCACGUGUUUUAGGGGUAGAAAUACAUACCU
This is a messenger RNA of Aspergillus versicolor CBS 583.65, 1961 nucleotides long. Its product is annotated as NAD(P)-dependent alcohol dehydrogenase. The transcript is spliced from 3 exons. Gene Ontology annotation, molecular function: zinc ion binding; L-iditol 2-dehydrogenase (NAD+) activity. Gene Ontology annotation, biological process: D-sorbitol catabolic process. Bases 465 to 1547 code for a protein of 360 amino acids. The record is from RefSeq and is a predicted model, not a curated record. Lineage: Eukaryota; Fungi; Ascomycota; Eurotiomycetes; Eurotiales; Aspergillaceae.